UCGGUUUGCUGCGCAGCGGAAAAGGAUCGCGUCGCGUAGACCCUGCCCGACCCCUUCCUCCUCUCAGUCCCCUCUUCUCCCUCUGAACUCCACUCGUCGGCUCGUUGCGCGCGACGCCGCGGCAGAGAAAGGUUUCGGAAGACAACUACCCAAGCCACACCCACUCGCGCGGGGGAAAGCCAAGGAGCUGGCACCGGCAAUGGCGCCGCGCGUGCCGUGAUCAGAGGUCCAAACCGGCGGUGGAGACGGGAAGGAGGAGGGCGGCGGUGUGCGAUGGUACGCGGGCCGGCGAUGGCCCCGGCGGCGGGGCCCGGGACGGUGUCCGCGGCUGCCGCCGCCGCCGCGGCGGCAGCGGAGGAGAUGCGGUGGCGGCAGCUGGACAGCGGCGUGAGCGCGGUGUCGUUCGGGUUCGUGGCCACAGCCAUCCUCGUCUCCAUGUUCCUCGCCAUGGCCAUCCUCGAGCACUUCCUCCGGCCCCCCGCCCACGCGGCCGGGCACGGGGCCGCCCCGCCGCCCCGUGGGAUCCUCCGCCGCCUCCGCCUCCUCCUCGGCCGUGGCGGCGGGCGCGGCGCCGCCCCCGGCGCGGAUCUCGAGGCGGCGAGGAAGCUCGAAGGCCACGCGCCCCUCGAGAUACCUGUCUACCCCAAAGGCGUCUCGGUUCUGAUGCCAGGGCAAGACGUGCCAACGUUCAUCGCGCAUCCUGCCCCAGCACCCUGUCCCCCGGAGAGGAUCCAAUGGCCAUCGCACCAGCCCCCUCCUUUUGCCGGUUCCUCAUCAAACCCUAGCUAGCGCCACGGUAUUAUUACACUCCCCCAUUCAGAGCGCGAACUGUUGUUGGAAUCAGCCGUGUGCUCUGUGGACGUAUUGCCGAUCCAUUCCUUCUCUGGUGAAUCAAGAGCAUGCCCGUCAAGUCAAGAGGCUCUCUCUUUCUCUCGCUCUCUAUGUAUCUGUACAGUUUUAGGUCUUGUUCUGAGGCAAGCUUUGCCGCUGCCCCCUCUGCUGUCUUGUGGCGGGCGAGCGGCGGCUGGUGGAUCUCUAGAGUUGUCGCUGAUCCCGCUUGCUGUGUUAUAGUAGAUGCCUGAUGGAGCAUGUAAUGUGAACUCGGUUGCCAAAUGUGAGCCACCAGGCGUUUAAUUUAGCCCUUUCGUCUCAUUCUGUCU
Molecule: messenger RNA, 1160 nt
Organism: Setaria italica (foxtail millet)
Lineage: Eukaryota; Viridiplantae; Streptophyta; Magnoliopsida; Poales; Poaceae
Exons: 2
Coding region: 274-789 (171 amino acids)
Source: RefSeq, a predicted model, not a curated record